Molecule: messenger RNA, 1382 nt
Organism: Magnolia sinica
Lineage: Eukaryota; Viridiplantae; Streptophyta; Magnoliopsida; Magnoliales; Magnoliaceae
Product: extracellular ribonuclease LE-like
Exons: 4
Coding region: 61-795 (244 amino acids)
Biological process (GO): RNA catabolic process
Cellular component (GO): extracellular region
Molecular function (GO): RNA binding; ribonuclease T2 activity
Source: RefSeq, a predicted model, not a curated record
ACCUUUAUACCAACCAGCCCCAGUCAUUUGAACUGCUAGAAUCUUUCUCCAGAUACAAGUAUGGCUGACCGAAUUGCUAUUCCUAUCCUUUUCUAUGUGCUGCUUCUCUCUGGGGCUCAUGCUUUUGGACCCUUUGAUUAUUAUCGUUUUGUCCUUGAGUGGCCAGGAUCCAUUUGCAAGGCUGUCUCUGGGACCGGAUGCUGCAGGCCUACUACAGGGAAUCCAGAAGCUGACUUCCAUGUUAAGGGCUUGUACAUGUACCAUGGUUCCCAGCCCAUCACAAAGUGCAACAAUUCCAACUUCGACGUUAAUCUGCUAUCAAGCAUCAUUGGGGAAUUAAAGAAGUAUUGGCCCACCAUCAAGUGCCCCAGCAGCAACGGGCAUGCCACGUGGAAAGAUGCAUGGGAAUUGCAUGGAGUGUGUACAGGCCUAGGCCAAAAGGAUUACUUUGAAAAGACGUUGAAGCUCCGCUCCAAGAUCAACCUACUCUCGCUGCUUAAAAGGAAUGGAAUCGUCCAAUCCAUCAUCGACAGCUAUGAUUUCGAUCUCGUCAAGAACACCAUCCGUGAUGGCAUCGGAGCAUCAGUGGCGAUCAAAUGCACCAUGAACGAGUGGGGUGAAUUUCAGAUGACUGAGAUCCACAUGUGUGUGGCUAGGGAUGGCACUACAAUUAUUCAAUGCCCCACCUUGCCAAAAUUCAAAUGUGGCUCACUUCUUGCCUUCCCAACCUUCACCUUCGACAUGCUCAAAGAUACUUCACUGCCCACUAACCCCAUCAAAAUGUCUAUCUUUUAGUGAUCUCAGAUACAUGAUAUUCUACUAGAGGAUUUUCUCAGUAUGCUUGGAUUUUCAUUUUGUACAAGUAUGGCCCUCUAUUCAAUGAUCCAGAUCAUUGGUCUAUUCUCUCCCAACUUAUAUGGACCACUCCCUAAAAAUCUCCUCCUUGGGGCUAAACCGUCAACAAAUCUUGUGGCCUUAUGCAGUAUAUGUGAUUGGUUACUCUAUCUUACUUACGAGGAAUGAAGAUUAGGGUUAUGAAAUUAAAGAGAUUUUCAUGCAUGUUUCAUCCACAUUGGGGUCCAUUGGAUUAACGGUCUGGAUCAUGAAAAGGUGGGCCUAUUUUUACAAAGUUAAUAACCUAAGUAUAGUGUCAAUGUCCUCUGGUCGGUGAUCAUGUAUUUCCUUGCUGAAGUUGUACGUAGGCUAGUGUAGUGAGGUGGGUGUAUGUAUGCUUCUUGGUCCGGAAGAAUGGCCAAGUACCCCAUAUGUAUAAGUUUGGUCCCAGUACUUACUAAUGAAACAAUAAUGCCCCCUCCCUUUUUAGUUUUGUAAAAAUGAGCCCCCCAAUAUAAUUAUCCUUUAGUUAAGCGGUUUUUAUUAAA